Cavenderia fasciculata is the source of this 2691-nucleotide messenger RNA. RefSeq lists its product as uncharacterized. The transcript has 6 exons. Gene Ontology annotation, biological process: aspartate family amino acid biosynthetic process; L-homoserine biosynthetic process. The coding region runs from base 1 to 2691 and encodes 896 amino acids. Lineage: Eukaryota; Evosea; Eumycetozoa; Acytosteliales; Cavenderiaceae. The record is from RefSeq and is a predicted model, not a curated record. Gene Ontology annotation, molecular function: aspartate kinase activity; NADP binding; homoserine dehydrogenase activity.
AUGAUAACAUCAGUAUCAAAUGGUAAAGCAGGAGGAGAAGAGUUAGAAUACCUCGAUCAUUAUUGGCAUGUUCACAAGAUUGGAGGUAGUAUAUUGGGAAAUGCACAAAACUAUUCAAAUGUAUUACAAGUUGUUACUAGUAGUAUGAAGGAUCAUUUGGAGUAUAGAAAAGAGACUGAUAGUAAUCGUGUUGGUGCAUUGUCAUGUCAGGCGAUUAUAGUGUCUGCAAUGGAGGGUGUGACCAACCAAUUAUUGAAAAUGACUCAGUUGGCCAUCACAUCCAAGGACACUGAAUACGCACAGGUAAAGGAUCAGAUAUUGGCUAAAAUACUAGAGUGUGCAGCCCGUCUUAUUCCAUCGGCCAUUGGAGAGUUUGAAAGAAUUCUCAGGGAACAUUUGACAAGGAUUAUGGAAGUACUUAGAGCCAUUUCAAUCACUCAAAGUAUGAGUGAGGAAAUGGAAGACUUGAUUGUAGGUCAUGGGGAGUUGUGGUCUGCUAUACUACUCCAUCUCUAUCUAUCAAAACAAGGUGUGUCUUGUGCAUGGUUAGAUACACGUAAAGUACUCUAUGUUGGAAAAGGUGAGUGUGGUCCAGUCGUAGAUUGGAAGAGGUCGUCGGCCGAGAUGGACAAAUGGAUGAAAUCAAAUUUCAAUCAGACCCAGUCGCCCUGCGCAUCAUCCUCUGCACAGACGGUUCCAUCAGACCUCUAUGUACUCAUUGUCACUGGAUUUAUUGCACAAAAUGCCAAAGGUAUGCCCACGACACUCGGUCGAAAUGGUAGUGACUAUAGUGCCUCGAUCUUUGGUGCACUCUUAAAGUCUAGUCUCAUCACCAUUUGGAAAGAUGUCGACGGUCUCUUUUCAGCCGAUCCAAAGAUAGUCCCCAAAGCAACUAUUCUCAAAGAAGUAUCCUAUCAAGAAGUAUCUGAACUCUCCUACUUUGGUGCCAAUAUUCUACAUCCCCAUACCAUGCCACCUGCCAUCAUCAACAAUAUUCCAAUCAAAAUUAGAAACUUUUUUAAUCUUUUAAAUAAGGGUUCUUUAAUUCAUUCAAAGAGUAAUGAUAUAUCAGAAUCAAUUUAUAAUGUUAAAGGAUUUUCAGCUAUAAAGAGAGUAUCAUUGAUUAAUAUUGAAGGUGCAGGAUUGGGAAUAUCGAAUCUAGCACAAAGAGUAUUCCUUUCAUUACGUGAUGUCAAAGUAUCGGUGCUUUUGAUUUCACAAGGAUCAUCACAAAGUUCAAUUUGUAUUGGUGUCACUGAAAAGGAUGGUGAUGUAUCUUUGGAAGCUAUAAAAAAGGAAUUUUAUAAUGAAACUACUUAUACUGGUCAUGUUCAAACUAUUGAAUUAGUAAAAGAUUGUAGUAUUAUAGCAGCAGUUGGAGAUCAAAUGGUUAGUUCAAUUGGUGUUGCAAGUAAAUUAUUUAGUGCAUUGACAAAGGCUGGUGUAAAUAUAAAGGCAAUUGCUCAAGGUUCAUCGGAAAGAAAUAUUUCGGCGGUGGUUUGUGAAAAGGAUACACCUGCAGCACUCAAAGCUGUACAUUCUGCAUUCUACAGACCAUUCGAUCCAGAUGUCAUCUCUAUUGCAGUGAUUGGAUGUGGAUUAAUAGGUUCUGAACUAUUGGAACAAUUAUCAAAUCCUCAACCAAACGCAAAUCAUACCUACAAAGUGCGAGUUAUAUCAAAUUCAAAACAAUCAAUCUAUAAUGAAUCUGGUAUUGAAUUAAAGAAUAAUAAUUGGAAAAAACAAUUAAUUGAUUCAAAAGAAAAAUUAUCAAUUGAAAAGAUAAUGGAUUUAGUUUCAAUUGGAUUCCCAAAACAUUCAGUUAUAAUUGAUUGUAGUGCAAGUAGUGAUAUUCCAAAGUAUUACCCAUUGUUUUUAUCAAAGGGUAUUCAUGUUAUAACACCAAACAAAACAGGAUUUUCUGGUCCAUUUGAUCUCUACAAAGAGAUUCAUUUGGCUGCUUCAAAGCAUUUCAGUCAUUGUUUUUAUGAAACUACAGUUGGUGGAGGAUUACCAAUUAUUCAUAUGAUUAAACAAAUGGUAUCAAUUGGAGACAAGAUUACAAAGAUUGAAGGUAUAUUCUCUGGUACUCUAUCAUACAUCUUUAAUACCUUUUCAAAUCUAGAAUCUAACCAAAAAUGGUCAGAUAUUGUUAAACUCGCAAAAGAAAAGGGAUUUACUGAACCCGACCCAAGAGAUGAUUUAAAUGGAAAAGAUUUUGCAAGAAAGAUUGUUAUUUUAGCAAGAGAAAUUGGAGCAACUAUUGAAUUGUCAGAUAUUAAAAUAAUUGGAUUGAUCCCAGAGAUUGACAAGGAAGCAAGUUUGGCACCACUAGACGAAUUUAUGACUAAAUAUAUAACCAAUUAUGAUGAAUCGUUUGAAAAGAUGAAACAAGAGUGUAGAGAAAAGGAUAUGGUUUUGAGAUAUAGUGGAGUGGUUCAAGUCGAGUACUCGGAUGUCGAAGGAGUUGUUGCUUAUCCCAAGGUGACAGCAUCAGUAUCACUUCAACGUUACAACAAGUCACAUGCAUUUGCCAAUUUAACAGAAUGUGAUAAUAUCGUAUCAAUUAGCAGUCAACGUUACAACAAGACACCAUUGGUCAUUCAAGGUCCAGGUGCUGGUGCCGUAGUUACUGCUGCAGGUGUCUAUGGUGAUUUACACCGUUUAUCUGCAAAUUUACAACACAUUUAA